CACGCAGUUCCAUGUUUUUGAACUGUCCCGACAACUCCCUCGCUUCUCGAUGUAUUCGCUCUGCAGCCCAGACUCUGCGACCAGACCUCUGAGCUUUGUAAAAUUCACUCUGGGGGAGAAAGUGCAGAUGGGCAUCACGUGGAUAAAACAGAAUUUCCUGUUACCCGAGGAUGUGGAGAUGCAGAACGAGUUGCUGGAGGUCUGCUUUGCCUCCCUGCGCGACACAGGACAGUUGUGCAUCCGAAUGAAUCUCAGUGGAGAGAUCUCCAUUCACACCGAUAACAUUGACCUGGCUGGUGACCUCAUCCAAUCGAUGGCCUCCUUUUGGGCAAUUGAGGACUUGCAGGUUGAAGCAGAUUUUCCAGUGUAUUUUGAGGAGGUGCACAACGCUUUUGUUGGGGUGGACAGUUCCCACACAGUUUGCCAGAAGCUCACAGCCAACAUGGCUGAGAGCUCCAACUGCAUCCGCAGCAUGCUGGUUCGAGCAGAAGAUUCCCGCCUCAUGGGAGACUGGAGAAACAUGAAGAAACGGUAUAUGGACCUGUAUGACCUCAACAAGGAUUUAUUGUCUCAGUACAAGAUUCGCUGCAGCAAUCACUCGGAGCUUUUAAAUAAUCUCAAAGCAGUCAAUCAAGCCAUCCAACGAGCGGGACACCUCCGAGUUGGUAAACACAAAAUGCAAGUGAUUGCGGCCUGCCGGGAUGCUAUUAAGAACAACAGUGUUAAUAUGCUGAUCAAAAUCAUGCGUCUGGGGACAACUUGCUCUUGAUCAGAGUGAAGGC
Messenger RNA from Protobothrops mucrosquamatus (brown spotted pit viper), 782 nucleotides. It is a transcript of the gene BBS2, whose product is annotated as Bardet-Biedl syndrome 2. The transcript is spliced from 6 exons. The annotation marks the transcript as partial. Gene Ontology annotation, cellular component: membrane; motile cilium; neuron projection. Gene Ontology annotation, biological process: non-motile cilium assembly. The record is from RefSeq and is a predicted model, not a curated record. NCBI's taxonomy places the organism in Eukaryota, Metazoa, Chordata, Lepidosauria, Squamata, Viperidae.